This is a messenger RNA of Penicillium chermesinum, 1278 nucleotides long. Its product is annotated as FAD-dependent oxidoreductase. Gene Ontology annotation, molecular function: saccharopine oxidase activity; flavin adenine dinucleotide binding; sarcosine oxidase activity. The record is from RefSeq and is a predicted model, not a curated record. The transcript has 3 exons. Bases 1 to 1278 code for a protein of 425 amino acids. Lineage: Eukaryota; Fungi; Ascomycota; Eurotiomycetes; Eurotiales; Aspergillaceae.
AUGGGCAUCUCCAAGUCUGAUCCGAUCAUCAUCGUAGGGGGCGGUGCCUUUGGCCUCUCAUCGGCUCUCCACCUCACACAGAAGGGCUAUACCAAUGUCUCGGUGUUUGAGAAGGACGAUAACAUUCCCCCUCGGUUCUCUGCUGCCAAUGACUUGAACAAGAUUGUGCGGGCAGAAUACGAAGAUGAAUUCUAUACAGAGCUCACGAUCAAGGCAAUUGAUGCUUGGAAGACCCCGUUAUUCGCUCCUCAUUUCCAUCAGGUCGGCUUCUUACAUUGUGUAUCCGGUGGUGCACCAGAGAAAGCCGUCGCUACGUUGAGCCGAUUCCGCGCCUCCGCCGAAAAAGCACCCAAAGAUGAAGGACCAGAUCCGGCUUGGCAGUUGCAGGGCGCUUUACCUGGAUGGAGCGGCUACCUGAAUCGCUUCGAUGGCUACGCCCACUCCGGCAACGCCCUGGCGGGCGUGUACCGUGCUGUUCAAGCGGCGGGCGUUCGAUUCUUCCUGGGCGAGCAAGGCACCGUCGACGAGAUCACGCACGUGAGCACCGUCAACUGCCGCAAGGCUGCUGGCGUCCGGACCAAGAACGGCCGCUUCCACCCCUCCGCGCUGGUUGUUGUAGCGGUUGGUGCGGCGGCCGCUCGCCUCGUCCCUGAGAUUGGCAAGGAGGUCGUCGCGAAGUCGUGGUCUGUUGCUCAUGUUCACCUGACCAAUGACGAGACCUCUGCCUUGCGCGGCAUCCCCGUCACUUACGCUCGUGAUCUGGGCUUCUUCUUUGAGCCCGACCCCAAGACAAACCUGCUCAAGCUUUGCCCUAUGGGCGGUGGUUAUAUCAACACUGAUCCGAAGACCGGUGUCUCACAUGCGCCCCUGACUUUGAGCGAGAGCGCGUUCUUGCCAGAAGAGGAUGAGAAGCGGCUUCGUCGAUUGCUGGCCCAAACUCUCCCUUCUCUGGCCGAUCGGCCCUUUGUAAAAAGCUCGUUGUGCUGGUUCGCGGAUACGGAUGAUUCUGACUUCAUCGUUGAUUACGUUCCGAAUACGUCGGAAUCUAUCGUUCUCCUUUCUGGAGACUCAGGUCAUGCCUUCAAGAUGUUCCCGAUCCUGGGCUCCUUCAUCACUAAUCUCUUGGAGGCUCCAGAUAACGUCCAGCGCAUUACGAGGUGGCGCUGGAAACAGCCUAAGGCUAAUGCGAAGGAUGACUGGGGUGGCGAUGUGAGCUGGCGGAUUGGACAAUCUAAGGAGCUGUCAGCUAUCCUCCCGUCGAAGGCUGCAAAGCUAUAA